Molecule: messenger RNA, 2051 nt
Organism: Achroia grisella
Lineage: Eukaryota; Metazoa; Arthropoda; Insecta; Lepidoptera; Pyralidae
Exons: 3
Coding region: 394-1068 (224 amino acids)
Source: RefSeq, a predicted model, not a curated record
UAUUUAUUUAAUCACAGAAAGAUUAAUUGCAUCAUUGUUCCGCUGAGACGAUGGUUUCGGCGGGCUAAAGUUAUAUGAACAGAGGUUUACGCGUUUUUAACGACCGGAGUAAACAAGGCGUAAAUUCAUUAUGCAGUCGUGUUGAUUCCAUCCAUCUGCAGUGUACUCGUGCUACCGUGUUGAAGAAUACGUGCACACGCAAACCUCACUCAGAGACACCAUGAAGUGAAGCAUAAGUGUGUUCUUUUUUGGUAUAAGAGUGACAGAUGUUUAGUUUAGUAGGUAUAUUUGGAAUUUGCUUCUUUAUUAAAUUCGGAAAAAAAAAUUGAAAAUGCAAUCGUAAUAUUAGGAGAGGUUUUAAUUAAAAGAAAUAUCUUCAAAAAGUACAGCAUAAUGAAUUUAAAAUUAAAUAACGACUUAAGAGGUUCAGUGAAUAUGUUGAAGAAAUCCAAAGCACCUGCAUCUUCUGUAAAGGAAGAGCGGCGCCGUACCGGUCGGUACAUAGCUAUCUUAGUGGGCAUAAGUUUAUUCCUAUUGGCUAUGUACCAUGCAUGGGUUCGUAGGAUACCCAUCGUAGCCAGCCUGGUGGUGCCCGCGUUGAUUAUGUUCGUAUAUGUCGCCUGGGUACUAUACACCGCAUCGAGGGAUAAACAUAAGUUGCUGGUGUUAGAUGCUGAGGCGGCAUUAGGCAUACCCUCGCCAGAAGGUACAGAAACCGAUAUCCAAAUAUCCGAGUUGAAUAUCAGUAAUGAAACAUCUCCUGCAUCCACUAAAGAUAUCGCGAAACUGAAUGCUUUGGAUAUUUCAGUUCCAAAAGAUUGGACUGAACAGUCUGUUCCUGUUUACAAAGAAGAUAACAUCAUCAGAAAAGAAGAACCGCGAUUUAAAAUGCCCUUAAUAUUAGUUAACGGUCAACCGCCAGAGGACUUAGAUCAGAAAUGGGUCAAAGUGGUAGAAAAUGUGACAAAUACUGAUAAAUUCAGAGGUCUUCCUCCUAAAAGAAGGCAUAAGCGCAAAUUUUGUAGGAAAAAGCAUCAUGUAUUUAAAAGAUCUUAUUCUAUUGCAUGAAUGCAUUCAGUAUUUUCUUUUGCAUAUUAAAGACAUAAUUGUAUAAGACAUUGCCUUAUAGGAUUAAUGUUUAUACACAACUUCGUCUGCUUGGAUAAAAACAUGUGUCUUCUAAUUCCGAGUAGUAUGUGUACAUAUGCAUUUGGCUGAGCGGUUGGUACUAAAAUAAAAUAAUAGACAAGCAUAUACAUACGCACGCUACCUUUUAUGUAUUUAUGAUGAAUUUAAUAUUGUACUACUAUUGUUUAUUUCAAAAGAAAAGAAUUUCAAUCAUGUACCUAUAUGACUUGUAAUCAAUCAUUUUGUUUGGUUUGUUCACUUCACUUAGAAUUUCAUGACAUGGCGAAGUUGUUUAUAUUUAGAUAUAAGUAGGAAAACUGUUGAAAAUGUUUAGUGUAUUUACGCCUAAACCUUUUUAAAUAUACAUAUUCUUUAUUACAAGUUUUUUAGAAUAUUAUAAUAUGUAAAAACAGUUAUAGUAAGUUUAAUUAAAAUAAGGUUACCUAUAUUAUAAGUACUUUGAGGGUGUUUAUUGUAACAUAUUGUAUACAUUUUUUGUAAUGCUUACUGAAUGACUGAAUUAAUUAUUAUUUAGUUUACUUUACCUUCUAGCAGAACUCUAAUCUGUAUUUUAAUGUUUUAAACAUGUUCAGCCAAGAUUCAUAAAUCGGUUGGUUCGGUCGGUAAUAGAAAUCUUCCUUCAAUUUUGCUAUGCCCGAAUGAUUAAGACUAGACCUACUUAGUAGUAGGUAAGAACAAAUGAUUUAAUAAAACGCCAAUUAACAUGACAAUACAUAAAUAAAGUAGGUAAUUCGUAAUAGCAAUUGGAAAUGUAAGUACUCAGCCUGCGGCUGAAUGAUAUGUAUUCGGGUCCUGUUUGAAGGUAAAAUUUCUCUUUCAAUAUUUUCUCGUUUUCUAUUAUUGUUCUAAUUAUGUUAUAAUUUACAAAUACAGUUAAUACAAGAAUAUUCUGUAUAUUAUAU